Molecule: messenger RNA, 2740 nt
Organism: Dinoponera quadriceps
Lineage: Eukaryota; Metazoa; Arthropoda; Insecta; Hymenoptera; Formicidae
Product: succinate dehydrogenase [ubiquinone] iron-sulfur subunit, mitochondrial-like
Exons: 5
Coding region: 1298-2287 (329 amino acids)
Biological process (GO): respiratory electron transport chain; aerobic respiration; tricarboxylic acid cycle
Cellular component (GO): mitochondrial membrane
Molecular function (GO): iron-sulfur cluster binding; electron transfer activity
Source: RefSeq, a predicted model, not a curated record
AUUUAAUAAAGUUAUAUUUUCAAGUAAAAAUUUUGAAUUUUCCUUCUUAUUUAAAAUACGCAAUUACUUAGUUGCCAACCCAAUAAUUUGUACAACAGUAUUUUCUCGUUGUGGACAUACGUGAUUAUGUACAGUCAUAUAUAUAUAUCAUAAAUUUUAUAUACGAUCUUUUUUUUUUCCAGGGAUGUUUCUAUACUAUGAUUUUAAUAUUUAGGAGCGUGAUAUUAUCAAGUGUAACAGUUUAAAAAUAUUUAUAAAAUAUUAUAUCAAAACGUUUAUAAAAUCCAGAUAAAAUCGAUGUUUCAAAAGAUUGAUUUAAUGUUUCUUGUUUGCUGGGAUAGCUCUCGUGGUGCGGGUUUGUCAACUUUAUUAAAGAAAAAAGAAUUAAGCACGGAAACAUCUCAACAUACGCAAUCUAAAGCUGAUCGUGAGAAAAUUCUCACGAUUUAUUUGUAAUUCUAAUAUUUGGUUGAUUAUAUUAAUAUAUACUCACGAAUUUUGAAACAAGUUUAAACAGUGAAAAGGGAUUAAGUAAGCAAUAAAUUUAACGUCACGUACUUGUGAACUUACGUAUGCAAACAUAACGUUCCCGUACGAUGAGAGAGAACUCGACACAGUUCUUAACGAUAUUAUUCCGAGAUCAUUUCGCGGUCAAAGGUCGCGCACGUCACUCUUAUCGAGAUUGUUGUAACAUGUUUGUACUACAAGCGAGCAAUGUGCCGCGUGCGAUAAAAUUUCUGUCUUGACGCUGCUUUAUCUGAAUUCUUUCACCGGUUCGAGAAAACAUCUUUACAAGCUGCGGUAGCCAAUCGAUGCAAGACGCGCCACGAGUAUGAGAUUAAUCCAAUUAAAAAUUUAUUUCUUCCAAGUUAUGCUCUAUUCGUGGCGUGUUCAAUCGAUUGGAAUAUAUUCUUAUAUUCCAUGCACAAAAAAAAUAUUUCAACUCUGAUGAGAAACGAAAUAUUUCGUUGAGAAUAAUAACAACAAAAUUCGACUUCCUCUCUGAGAAUCGUGAGAAGUAAAUUAUAAAAAAUUAAAAAGGCACAUUUUCGGGCCUGAAUUGUAUCGAAAACAAUGCAUAUCGAUAUCAUUGAUUGACGCAAAUCCGCGAAGUUCGUCCGCUAGAUUAUAUUUUGUUUGGACGACGUUCGCAUCCUCCGGAUUAUACGCGGUCGCAGCGAGACGAGCAAUGAUUAAAACAAUAGCCCGACGUGAUAAUACGGAAGUAUUGUCCUCGAAGUAAUAAUCGCGCGGACGAGGAAGUGGCAGAGACGAGUUGCCCAAGUGUGAGUGUGUCAUGUUCGCCGCCGUGAACGGCAGACUCACGAGCCGGCUCUUCUGGUCGCACGGACUGGCGCCCAUUCGCGAAACGAGGUUGGCAUUGAGAACGCAAAAGCCCACGAGACCGUCGCCCGAGGAAAAUGCGGCGAUUGUUGCCGAACGCGCGGAAACCAAAGAGUGCAAAACGCCACCGAAAGAUUUGAAGAUUGGAUCGAGACUUCAGACCGUUCGGGUUUAUCGAUGGAACCCGGAAAAGCCGAAGGUGAAGCCGUACAUGCAACAGUUCGUCGUGGAUCUGAACAAGUGCGGCACGAUGGUGUUGGACGUGUUGGCGUUGAUCAAAGCGGAACACGAUCCAACGUUGUCCUUCCGCCGGUCUUGUCGCGAGGGCAUCUGCGGCUGCUGCUCGAUGAACAUAAACGGCGUCAAUACCUUGGCUUGUGUAACAAAAAUAAAGGAAUCCUCGAAACCGCUGGUGGUUUACCCUCUGCCGCACGCCUACGUGAUUCGAGACCUGAUACCGGACUUGGGGCAGUACUUCGAGCAAUUUCGAGAAAUCGAUCCGUAUCUGAAGCGGCCGGGCGAGGACAAUUUCCUCGGUAUGCGGCAGGUGCUGCAAAGCACGCGAGACAGGAGGAAGCUCGACGGUUUGUACGAAUGCAUAAUGUGCGCAUGCUGCACGUACUCGUGUCCUCCUUACUGGUGGCUCGGCGACAAGUAUCUGGGACCGUCGGUUCUUCUGCAGGCGUACAGGUGGGUGAUAGAUUCGCGGGACUUGGCGCAUAAAGAGAGGCUGGCGAAGCUACGGGACUUUUACUCGGUUUACCGAUGCCGCUCGAUCUUCAAUUGCACGAAAACCUGCCCGAAGGGCCUAAAUCCGGGAAAAGCGAUAGCGCAGCUGAAACGAUUGCUGGCUGGACUUACGGAGAAAGAGAAACCGGACAUCGAGACGCCGAUCCCAAACCCCUGCCAAGGUGAGGAACAGUAUCCGUGUAAGAAGAAUUGAAAAGGUGUGAUACGAUUCGUUAAACCGGAGGGGUUUUUUUUUCUAUGUCUUCCUCUUUAUUGUAUGCUAUUGUCUAUCACUUUGAGCAAAGAGCUUUGCACUUACAAUAACAAUAAACUCAUCUUGUCACUAUAUGUAUAAAAGCUCGUAAAAGCCGUAGUCCGUAGCGCGAUAUACGGUGUAGUUGUGUAUACUAAGAUAAAUUAUAAUACUCUCAUAGUCUCCGUACGCACCCUCGUUGCGCUCAACUCGACACAAACCGUGAUUUCUUAAUCGUACUUUGCUUUACUUCUCUGAAGAUCGCAAAUAAAAAAUUACAGUAAAUAAAUCUGUGGUCGCGGAGCUUUCUAAUUUUCACACAAACGCGUUGUAUAUCAUCUUAUAUACAAAGUGAGUCCCGAGCAAGAAAUCUAUAAAUUUCUAUUUUCCAAGUCAAAAUGAAGUAUUAGUCAG